Molecule: messenger RNA, 3491 nt
Organism: Maylandia zebra (zebra mbuna)
Lineage: Eukaryota; Metazoa; Chordata; Actinopteri; Cichliformes; Cichlidae
Gene: rhoaa
Product: ras homolog gene family, member Aa
Biological process (GO): small GTPase-mediated signal transduction
Molecular function (GO): GTP binding; GTPase activity
Source: RefSeq, a predicted model, not a curated record
UCGGGGGCGGGACUGUUAGUUCUGACAGGAAAACUAAAGAAAGGCGAGUAUCUCGCAGGAAAAAGAUGGCGGCAAUCAGAAAGAAACUGGUGAUAGUCGGUGAUGGAGCCUGUGGCAAGACUUGCCUCCUCAUAGUGUUCAGCAAGGAUCAGUUCCCUGAGGUCUAUGUGCCUACAGUGUUUGAAAACUACGUGGCAGAUAUUGAGGUGGAUGGUAAACAGGUGGAGCUGGCCUUGUGGGACACAGCAGGUCAGGAGGACUAUGACCGACUGCGGCCUCUGUCAUAUCCAGACACAGAUGUCAUCCUCAUGUGCUUUUCCAUUGACAGCCCUGACAGUUUAGAGAAUAUUCCGGAGAAGUGGACUCCAGAAGUGAAGCACUUCUGUCCCAAUGUGCCCAUUAUUCUUGUGGGAAACAAGAAAGACCUGCGAAAUGAUGAGCACACACGCCGAGAGUUGGCUAAAAUGAAACAGGAACCUGUGAAGUCAGAGGAGGCGAGAGAAAUGGCCAACCGGAUCAAUGCCUUUGGUUACUUGGAGUGCUCAGCCAAGACGAAGGAUGGUGUGAGGGAGGUGUUUGAGAUGGCCACCAGGGCGGCGCUACAGGCCAAGAAACGAGGCAGAAAGAGUGGCUGCCUUCUGCUAUAGAGUGUCAAGUUACACAGGUUAGGGAGGACAGGAGGAAAGGAUCCUUGCCAACAAAAUCAUUCCUCCUGUUUCUACGUUGUCACCAUGCUGUGCAGAAUUGAAUGGGUCCUUUUCAGGAAUAAGGGAGAAAAUCAAACUAGGUCAAAAGGGGAGUGUAAGCAUUCAUGUCCAAGGUUUAAUCUGCCUUUAAUCUGUAAUCAUAUCUUUGGAUUCAUCAAACCUAAAAUCAAGAGAACAUGGAAAGAAGGAACCAUCUCUCUUAAAGAGGUGCGUUGGGCUUUCCAGACCUAUGAAGUGGUCUCCGUUAUUCUAAAUUGCAGCCUGAUGGUCUGUACACGAGCCCAUCUUUAGAACUGAUCCAUCCCAGGUGUUCAGUACAUUCACAGCUGUGUACCAUAUGAACAAGUUUCUGGAGGACUUGGCUUGUGGCGUUUCUUUCAGUUAACAUCCUAUUAGUCUGUACUUUUGUCAUUUCCUUUAUUUCUCUGCAAUGACCAUCCAACUCUAUACAGACCUGAUUUCCUCCUUUAUGAUGAUGAAGUAACCUGUCGCUGCAGGUUCACAUUCAAAAUCCACACUACCGCUCAAAAGUACAAGUUGCCAAAUGUCAAAUUAAAUAAUUCAAUAAAAAUCACACUUUUAUUCUUUAUUAUUGAUAUUAAAAAGUUAGAAAUAAUGAUUUUUGCAAAAAUAAUUGAGUCUUUCCAGCAUUCUACCAUCAGUUUGCUGACAUUUUAGUUCAUUCUUCCAGAAGCUACCAGUUUAAUGUGGGUGAGAGUGGACUGAGAUCCAAUGACUGUGCUGGGUUCUCAGCUGCUUCUGUAUAGUUUAGUCAUUCUAUGGCUCACUGUGCUGUUGCAGUCAGUCAGCAUCCACAGGAUCCGAUGUUGUCCUGAAUUUCCCAGAAUUUCCCACUUCACCCCAAAGACCUCCAAAACUUUUACAAAGUGCCACUUGACAGGUGGCAGGCACACCUCCACGAUCCUUCAGUCUUUGUCUCAGAAAUAUUCUUUUUGACCCAAAUACCUCUGUUAGGUUUAUCUGUUCAUAAAACUUUCUCCCUGACUUCCUCUGUCCAACAUCUGUUCUUUUUUUCCCCACGUUAUUUCUAAAGCACUUUAAAAACAACAUAACAGCUGACCAAAGUGCUGUACAGAAAAUAAGAGAACAAAAGAAUAAAUCAGUAAAAGUACAUACAAAGGGUAAGAAGACGACAACUCUCACUGGGUUAAAAGCCAGGUGUGUGAGUUAAAAGUUGUGUUUUUAAACGGGUUUUAAAAACAGUGAGGGAUGGAGCCUGCCUGACCUCCAGAGGCAGCUCAUCCCACAUUUUGGGAGCCAAAGCUGCAGAAGCUGGGUCUCCUUUGGAUUUAUAAAAGCACCUGGUUAGCUGAUGUAAGAGCAUGUGACGGCAUGUAAGGGUGAAGCAGCUCAGGGGCAAAACCAUUAAGAGAAUUAAAAACAAAAUAAUUUUAAAAUGGAUUCAAAACCUUUACCCAUCUAUUCAUUUUAUAAGGUGGUCUCUUUUUUCCCCACUGUUUUUAAGCAGGCAUUCCUGAUCUGCUUCUCAGCUCUUGUUGUUUAGUGUUUAACAGGUGUUGUUCUCAGACAGCAGACUCAUGUAUUUGGCCUGCUGCUCAGUUGGGCUGUUCUAUAAAGGGAAUAAUAUUGUGUACAAUGUUCUGGGCAGUUUCCUGCAUGCAAUAGCGUUCACUUUCAUAGCACAUUAUGGUUGAACACACAAAGGAUGAUGUUUCAGUUACUCAGCUAGCUAAAAGUUUAAAAAUGUAAUGAAUUAACAUUCUAACAUGAUAAACUUGAAUUAGUAACAACAUGCCAUUGGAACACUGUGUGCUAAAAAUCGGCCUUUCUACUCCAAUACAGGUAUUCCAAUAAAAUUACAGUAAUGCAUGAUUACAUUAGUUGUGUAUGAUGUAGUCAUAGACUGUGGUUCAUUUCUGACUUUUUGUUUUUCAAAAUAAAAGUCUGCGCUUCUCUUUCAAAACAAGGACUUUGUGUGAUGCCAAACCUUGUGUGUAAGAUUAAAUUACCAGUGUUUUGUACAACUUUUCAAAAUUUGAUUGCUCGAUUUUGUUUUUCAAGUCAUUAAACUGAUGUGGACUGUCUAACACUGUAUGUAGUUGGCUAUAGAAGCGCUAACAAAGGCAAAUGAUCCUGAACAGAGUUUUUGUUAACUGUCAGAUAUUAAAGAGGCCUCGGUGUACCUCUGACACAGAGGAGUGGAUGUUUAUAGAAGAAAGGAUUGUGUUCGAGUCGAGCAGUUCCAGUUUUAAUGCCACACCUCCAUGUUUCUGAUCCGGUCUUGUUCACCUGCUGUCUUGAAGAGUUAAUAUAAUGUACAAUUUCUACAACACUAAUUCCAUCAGUGCUACAGUUAGACUGUAACUAGAAGGCUUUUAAGACUGGACACACUUGGUAAAGAACAGUGUUUCUCUUCUAAUAUCUUUGUGUUGUACUGAUGGAAUUAGGGCUCUGGAAAUUUACAUUAUGCUACUUUAAAGCAUGUUGUGAGGCUAAUAUGUAACUCAUUAUUUAAGUACAAGUUUGAACAUUUAUAGUGUACCUAUAUGUUUUGUUUUUCUUUCCUGCUCUGCAUUCCAUUGUAUGCUAUUUUAACUAUGGGAUAUUCCAUCAGCUUACUUUUGUAUUAUUUGCACAUAGCUUCAAAUGUCUGUGUCAUAUAAAAACACACAAUGUCCAAAUUCUGAAAUGCAAAAUGCAAGGAUCUUCUAUAGGAUUGGUUAUUUGUAAGCAAAAUAUUCUUUUAUAUCCAGUAGUCUUUUGUAAAGUUUUCUAAAGGAAAUACAUUUGAGAAUGACCAAA